UCCUGCCCAUCCCCUCCCUUCCCUGAAAGCCUUUUUAAAGAAGGAAAGCCAAGCCAAGCAAAGCAGAGAGUGGGACCGGACCGGAGAGGAAGGAGAGUCCGGGCAGCCUGGCUGGAAACUUUGAGCCCGAGACCAUGCUGUGGCUCCUCUGGCCCGGCCUGGCCCUGCUCUCCGCGUCCGUGGCCCAAGAGAAGCCCCCGACCCCGGCCGGCCCCUCGCGCUUCCUCUGCACCGCCUUCCCCUGGGACCCCUCCAGCAAGGACUGCCCGCUGCCCCCCGCGGCGGUGGUGCCGGGACCCCCCGAGGAGCAGCUCCAGGCCACGCUGCUCCAGCUGCGCGAGACCCUCCUCCAGCAGAAGGAGACCAUCGGGCAGCAGCGCCAGGCCAUCCGGGAGCUGACCGCCAAGCUGGGCGGCUGCGAGGGGAAGCCCUGGAGGAAGGCCAAGGACGGGGAGGACGCCGCCAUGGGGGACCUGCCCCGGGACCCCGCCAAGGUGCUCGACCAGCUCAGCCGCACCAUGCAGGGACUCAAGGACCGCAUGGAGAGCCUCGAGCACCAGCUCCGCGCCAACGUCUCCCUGGCGGCCCUGCCGAGCGACCUGCGGGAGAUGCUGCAGAGGCGGCUGGGAGACCUCGAGCGGCAGCUGCUGAGCAAAGUGGCCGAGCUGGAGAGCGAGAAGACGCAGCUGCACAACGAGACCUCCGCCCACUGGCAGAAGACCGAGGCCGCCCUCAACGCCCUCCUGGAGCGGGUGGCCGAGCUCGAGAGAGGGUCCAGCGCCUUCAAGGCCCCCGACGCCUUCAAGGUCUCCCUCCCUUUGCGCACCAACUACCUGUACGGGAAGGUCAAGAAGACGCUCCCGGAGCUCUACGCCUUGACGGUCUGCCUGUGGCUCAAGUCGGGCGCCUCGCCGGGGAUCGGGACGCCCUUCUCCUACGCGGUGCCCGGACAGGCCAACGAGGUGGUGCUCAUCGAGUGGGGGAACAACCCCAUCGAGCUCCUCAUCAACGACAAGGUCGUCCAACUCCCGCUCUUCAUCAGCGACGGGAAAUGGCACCACAUCUGCGUCACGUGGACGACGCGGGACGGGAUGUGGGAGGCCUUCCAGGACGGGGAGAAGCUCGGCACCGGGGACAACCUGGCUCCUUGGCACCCCAUUAAGCCCGGAGGGGUCCUCAUCCUGGGCCAGGAGCAGGACACAGUCGGUGGGAGAUUCGAUGCCACGCAAGCCUUUGUUGGCGAGAUGAGCCAGUUCAACAUCUGGGACAGAGUCUUGAAGCCCGAAGAUAUCAUGAAUAUUGCGAACUGCUCCGCCAACAUGCCCGGCAACAUCAUCCCCUGGGUCGACAACAACGUGGAUGUCUUUGGGGGCGCGACCAAGUGGCCUUCGGAGACGUGCGAGGAGCGCCUGCUUGAUUUAUAGCCACGACCAUGUCCCAUCCAAGUGCCCUGUUUCCAUUGAGACAACCUCUCAUCAGGUCCAAUGCUCUUACGCCCCGGAUUAUUUCCUUGGGUUCCUUAAUACCAACGAAAUUCCCACGAUGCCCAAGGAGGGUCGGCACCAGCAAAACCAAAACAAGCUUCAGUGGCGUCUUGUGGAUCCCAUCUCAGCUGGACAAUGAAUCCAUUCCUAGCUUCAGAGGAGCUCUCCGUGGUGCGGAUACCUUUAGGGACUAGGCCUCGGCACCUUGGAGAGCACCUCUGAUGUCCAAACAUGGAGUAGAUUUGCCACUUCACUGAUGCGUCUCGCACAUCUUUGGAUGCUUUUUCAGUGGAGUUCCCGUAAAAGACUUUUGGAGGAAGUUAGGGCCAUUCUUUGCAUGAGUUUCCAACACAUUCCAACUCUCGUAAGUCACCCUUUCCAAACAUGGCACCUCCUGGCUCUAUUGGACUACAAUGCUCAUCGUCCCCAAACAACAUACUAUGUUGUCCAGUGAAGUGUAGUCACUGUUAGAGUUUCCAGUUGGGGUGUGCAGUUUUUUUGUUAGUCCUCGUAAGUCGGAUAACAUUAGCUAAAUUCGUACUUCCGAGUUGAUAUCAGAUACGUGGGCGAUAUCCGAUACGCCUGCGCCAAAAAUGUCAGAAUCUAAACCGACCCCGUACUUUUCCAUUUUAGUUUUGUAAACCUCGGAAGGCUCUGAAAGUCAGUUUCAGUGCAAGAAAGUAAAGCUGAAAGCAAAGCCAAAAAGGCUGCCUUAGUGCCUUGCCUUUCCUCAGCAAAUUAACAGAGUCUCGCCAUUUGAAGAGGCCGGAAAAGGAGAGAGAAAGGAGAAAGGGAAAAGCACAGAACUCUGGGAAAUGUAGUUUGGGAAGGCGAGGACCCUACGCCGGAGAAUGCAAAAGGCCCUGCCCUAAACUACAUUUACUGACUAGGCGCAUUGCAAUAAAUGAAGCGUUAGUUAGCUUUGAACAUCUCAAAUCCUCUGAGCAUGAUAUGGCCUGACACAACCCAUAAGGAUGAGAGAAAUAUUCUGAAACUUGACAGGCUUGCAGUCACAAAUGUCUCCUACAUGUGUGGCAAGUUUCAUCCUGUUAUAGCCAUAACAAUGACAGAGAAAUGAGCCAGAAAUCUCUGUAGUUUUUAAAAUGUUAUUGGUAAAAACUUUUUUAAAUUCCCAAAAAUCAAUGGAUGAGUGAAAUAUUUUGAAACUUGACAGGCUUGCAGCCGUAAAUGUCUCCUACAUGUGUGGCAAGUUUCAUCCUGAUAGCCAUAAUAAUGACAGAGAAACCAGCCAGAAACCCCUGUAGUUUUUUUAAAAAAAUGUUAUGAGUAAAAAAAAUUAAAAUUCCCAAAAAUCAGUGGAGGAACUAAACAUUCUGAAACUUGGCAGGUUUAUGGUUGUUAAUGUGUCCUAUAAGUGUGCCAAGUUUCAUCCUGAUAGCCAUAAAAACAACAGGGGAAAGAGCCUUGCAAGUUUCCAGAUCGGAAACCAAAUCUUACCGAAACGAAAACGGAACUCAGAGUUCUAAAUUAUGAAUCCGAACCUGCUUCCAAAUAAUAAUAAAAUAUUAUUGGUAAAAACUUUUAAAAAUUCCCAAAAAUCAGUGGAUUCAUGAAACGUUUUGAAACUUGGCAUGUUUGCAGUCGUAAAUGUGCCCAACAAGUGUGACAAGUUUCACCCCAAUAUCUGUAAAAAUGACAGAAAGACGAGCCUCGUGAGUUUCCCAAUUGGCGCCGACAGGAUUUUCAGAGAAGAUUGUAUUUUUGUUUUGCUCCCAAAGGCCUUUAAGAAGCGUGUGCCAAAGUUACCGUCAUUCUUUUGUUAUGUGUACGCUUACAAAUUCUGCCUGCUCCUCGCCCUCUUGCUUGCGUCCGACUCUUCUGCCCAUUUCCCAUUGAAAUGAAUGGGCUUAGAUUUCUCAUACUCAUUCCAAACACGUGUGGGGAAAAAGACUUUCCUUUGGGUUGUGUUUGGCUAUUUUCUCUCCCUCUUGAAAAGAAGUCUCUGGUCCGAAAUGAAAUCACUGCCAUCGCGAACCUUUGUGCUUAAAAAAGGGAGAAAAUCAGCUAUCUCCCUUUUUAAGUUCUCGUUUACCUUCUCUACGUCUAAUGUGUUUUCCAAACUGUUGCCCUUUCAGUACCUGCAAUUCUUCUGCUUUGAGUAUGUAUUAUAUAUGUAUUUUCUUAUUUUUUCCUGCAUUUAUUAUUUGUCCUGUGGUGAAAGAUGUCUUGAAAAGGGAGUUUUUAUGAUUCUGGACAAGAUUUUAACGAGGGUGGUGGAAAGGGAAUUUAUAUGACUGAAAACUUUUAUUUUUCAUACGUCUGAACCAUACGGCGCUCGAUUCCAGUUACUGUCUAAUAUGUAGGAGAAAGUGACAUGUUGCCAUGAGUAGGUAGCACAACGUUCUUAACAAAAUACAAAAAAGGGAAAUUAAAAAAGUUUAUUGCACUGUAAA
Molecule: messenger RNA, 3898 nt
Organism: Anolis carolinensis (green anole)
Lineage: Eukaryota; Metazoa; Chordata; Lepidosauria; Squamata; Anolidae
Gene: nptx2
Product: neuronal pentraxin 2
Exons: 5
Coding region: 135-1424 (429 amino acids)
Source: RefSeq, a predicted model, not a curated record